Messenger RNA from Capsicum annuum, 339 nucleotides. RefSeq lists its product as uncharacterized. The transcript has a single exon. Lineage: Eukaryota; Viridiplantae; Streptophyta; Magnoliopsida; Solanales; Solanaceae. The record is from RefSeq and is a predicted model, not a curated record. Gene Ontology annotation, cellular component: chloroplast. The coding region runs from base 1 to 339 and encodes 112 amino acids.
AUGGCUUCAUUGAACUUGUUCUUCACUCCAAUAGCAACCAUAACCACACAACAACAACAACAACUACAGAGAAGAAGUGUAUACACCUUCGCUACGGCGGCGAAGAGUUCGGGUGAAAGCAGUGAGGAGAAAUCACUUUUGGAUUUUAUACUUGGAGGUUUACAGAAGCAAGACCAGCUACUGGAGACUGAUCCAAUUUUAAAAAAAGUAGAGGACAAAAGUGUUAGCACUACGACUACUAAUGGAAGGAAGAAUUCUGUUGCUGCUGUUGCUCCUAAGAAGGAUUCUAAUGGUAGUGGAUUUGGAGGAUUUGGUGGACUCUUUGCUAAGAAAGAAUGA